Helicoverpa armigera (cotton bollworm) is the source of this 1472-nucleotide messenger RNA. RefSeq names its product Glyoxalase 1 (gene Glo1). The record is from RefSeq and is a predicted model, not a curated record. The transcript is spliced from 5 exons. Bases 166 to 690 code for a protein of 174 amino acids. Lineage: Eukaryota; Metazoa; Arthropoda; Insecta; Lepidoptera; Noctuidae. Gene Ontology annotation, molecular function: metal ion binding; lactoylglutathione lyase activity.
AGUUUCCCAUUCUGUGUGUGUUGUGUUGUAUUUAUCAGUUACCGCAUACAAUUACUACGGUAUCUCAACCAUUGAUUGCUAUCGGUACGUGUAUAUAACAUAUUUCGGAAACUGUUCUAUAUUCAGUAAACUCCGGUUUGAUUACAAACUACAACUUUGUCAACCAUGGCAAACGAAGGAAUUUCACCGCAAGAGAUCGAGGCGCUAUGUCAAACUCCCGACCCUUCAACCAGGGACUUCAUGUUCCAACAAACGAUGUACCGCAUCAAAGACCCUAGGAAGUCCAUCCCCUUCUACACUGGAGUCCUCGGUAUGACAUUGCUGAAACAACUGCACUUCCCAGCUAUGAAGUUCUCGUUAUUCUUCAUGGGGUAUGAAAACCCUGCUGAAAUUCCUUCGGAUGAGGCUACUAGGACCGCUUGGGCUAUGACCAGGAAGGCUACCUUGGAAUUGACAUAUAACUGGGGCACAGAGAGCGACGACUCGAGUUACCACAACGGGAACUCAGACCCGCGCGGCUUCGGUCACAUCGGCGUACUCGUCAAGAAUGUCGAUGAAGCUUGUGCUAGGUUUGAACAACAAGGAGUGAAAUUCAUCAAGCGUCCCAACGAAGGUAAGAUGAAAGGUCUGGCUUUCAUCCAAGACCCCGACGGCUACUGGAUAGAAAUCUUCACAAGCACUGUUGUUUAACCCCCACUGCAUGUUAUAAUGUUGCUACAGUGUAGGAUUCAUUGUUUAUAACUAGAUUUUCAACUGUGUUGGGACGGCUUGUAGUUUAAAAGGAAGGAAUUGAGAAAAUUACAGUCAUAUGACUAGUGGCUACAUAACAGUUAGCGUGUUUCGAAAGGCACUUUGCAUUGGUGCCGGCUGUUAUUUGAACAUCUUUAGCAGUUGUUACGGGUAGUCAGAAGCCAGAAAGUCUGACAACAAGUCUUACUAAAGGAUAUCAGGUUAACUGGGUUGAGGAGGUCAGACAGACAGUCACUCCUUGUAAAACACUGGUACUCAGCUGCAUCCAGUUAGACUGGAAGCCGACCCCGACAUAGUUGGGAAAAGGUUAGGCAGAUGAUGAUUCUAUACUGUACCAACAACUAAAACUUAAGAAAAUGCAUAGAAUUGUAUAUCAAGCCCCACUGUUGGGAAACCAACGUCAAUAGUUAUAAGUAAACACUAUUAAUGUGAUAGCCCACUGCUGGACAAAAGUUUGUUACGUUAUAUUUAACCGCAAACAUUUAUAGGACAGUUAAAAAUAUUAAACCUGUAGUUUAUAAGCAAAAAUCUAGUGAAAAUAGUACUUAUAUGUAAAAUUGUUGGGAAAAAAUAAUACCUUGAUUGGAACGGUUGCCCACUGCUGGGCAACGGAUUGUGAUUAAUAAUUAUAAGUAUAAUUUUUGUAUUUGUUUGUUAUUCUUGUGUAUUGGUUCUAACGUGCAAUUAUCAAUUGAAAUAUAUUAUAAUAAUGUUAUUUACAA